UAUGAAAAUACGGGGACACAAACAUCAAAGGUUCCGACAAGAGUUUCGCCUCUGUAAAACUACUCUGUGAUAUCAUUAAGAAAAACAAUAAUGGAGGCGUGUAAUGCGGUUGAACGUGAAGUUGACAAAGUUUUAUUGAAAUUUGGUGCGAUAAACGAGCAUGCAGAGACAGUACUGUGCGAUUUGAUAAAUCACAUUGAAUCUCUAAAAAAGGAAUUCGAACGAGGUAUUUCAAAAUUAAUUAAAAAGCAGAUUAGAAAUAUCCUUAGAAUUAUCGUACGUCAGUAUGAUAUUGUUAGGAUUUUCUUUUCAUUAGCACCAACCGAUCAUGAGUUAACACCAUGCCUAGCACAAGUGUUGAAAGACACAAUGACAAAAGUCCGUGAAACUGCACAACGUUUAGCCACCGAUCAUCGGGAAUUACAUAGUACAGUGUCCAAGGUGGGAAAAGCGAUAGACAGAAAUUUUACUGCCGACUUUGCAAGUACCAGCAGAGAAGAUGUUUUCUCUGGUCCAGAAAAAUCACAUUUGUUAAACCAAGUCAUUUGCCAACAUUUCUAUCGUCAUGGUAUGCUAGACAUUGCAGCUGAAUUAGCAGCAGAAGCUGGAAUUAAGACAGAUGAAGAAACAAAAGAACCAUUCACAGAACUAAAUUAUAUUCUUGAUUGCUUGAAGCAGAGAGAUCUAGAACCCGCUUUGGAUUGGGCUAAAAAACAUAGAGAGGCACUUUUAGCGCAAAAUUCUUCCCUGGAAUUUAAAUUACAUAGGUUACAUUUCAUAAGACUAGUUCAACAAGGUCCUAGUAAGCAAACCGAAGCGAUAAUGUACGCUCGACAGAAUCUUACGCAAUACGUAGGGCGUCAUGGAAAAGAGGUGCAAGCUUUAAUGGGCACAUUACUUUAUUUGCCAAACGGAAUACAAUCCUCCCCUUACAGUCACUUGUUAGAUCCUACUCUGUGGCUAGAUAUUCACGAUGUAUUCACAAGGGAGGCGUGUACGUUAUUGGGCUUGAGCGUGGAUAGUCCUCUUUCAGUGUGCAUUAACGCGGGGUGUACUGCGUUGCCCACGCUGUUAAAUAUUAAACAAGUUAUGCAACAAAGACAAGUAACAGGUGUUUGGAAUGGAAAAGACGAGUUACCAAUCGAAAUAGAUCUAGGCAAACAAAGUCGUUACCAUUCUGUUUUCGCGUGUCCGAUUCUAAGACAACAGAGCACAGAGAACAAUCCUCCGAUGAAAUUAGUCUGCGGUCACGUUAUCUCGAGAGAUGCGUUAAACAAGCUCACCAGUGCAAACAAACACCGAUUCUUUUUCAGAUUGAAAUGCCCGUACUGUCCAGUGGAACAGAACCCAGAGGAUGCUAGACUUAUACAUUUCUAGACUACUGUGAUAACGACGGAUACGAAUGAGAUGCUUUUAGAUUUCUCAGAAACAUCACGCUUAAAAUCGAUUAAAUACAUACAUCGGAGCAUCUUAUUCUGUGAAUGUUCAUGGUAACUGUAACCUUUUAUUUUUGUUAUUAGACUGAUUUCUGAUUGUAUCGUUGAUAAGUAAAAAAAAAUAUGUAUGCCGGGGCAAAUCUUUCCGUCGAGAAGCGUGUUACUUUUUGGCGUUGAUAGCAACGAUAGUUAUUUUAUUUUAAUUAGUAUUUCAGUGUCUUUUCGUGAACAAGCAAUUCAGCGUAAAUUACAUAAGAAUUGAAAUAUGUUAAUUGAGUUGUGAUUGAGAAUGAAAUAUAUAUAUAUAUAUAUUUA
This is a messenger RNA of Hylaeus volcanicus, 1751 nucleotides long. RefSeq names its product E3 ubiquitin-protein ligase RMND5A (gene Sou). NCBI's taxonomy places the organism in Eukaryota, Metazoa, Arthropoda, Insecta, Hymenoptera, Colletidae. The transcript is spliced from 7 exons. Gene Ontology annotation, biological process: proteasome-mediated ubiquitin-dependent protein catabolic process. Bases 91 to 1377 code for a protein of 428 amino acids. Gene Ontology annotation, cellular component: GID complex; cytoplasm; nucleus. Gene Ontology annotation, molecular function: ubiquitin protein ligase activity; protein binding. The record is from RefSeq and is a predicted model, not a curated record.